AUGAAAACAUGGGUCGAUAAUCACCUAAUAGUCUCUGAUCCUUCUCAGUCAAGGACAAUGAGAAACCAGACCCUGGUGACAGAGUUCAUCCUUCAGGGCUUCUCUGAGCACCCUCAGUACCAGCUGCUCUUAUUUAUCUGUUUCCUCUCUCUCUACUCUGUGGCCCUCAUAGGUAAUGUCCUUAUCAUCCUGGCCAUCACCUGCAACCCUGGGCUCCACACCCCCAUGUACUUUUUCUUGUUCAAUUUGGCUACCAUGGAUAUUAUCUGUACCUCUUCCAUUAUGCCCAAGGCCCUGAAGGGUCUGGUGUCAGAGAGGAACCCCAUCUCCUACGGUGGCUGUAUGGCCCAGCUCUAUUUCCUUACGUGGGCUGCAUCCUCAGAGUUGCUCCUUCUCACGGUCAUGGCCUAUGACCGUUAUGCAGCCAUCUGCCAUCCUCUGCAUUAUGGCACCAUGAUGAGCAAAGCAUUUUGCAGCAUGUUGGCUGCUGGAGUGUGGGCGCUCUGUGCUUUCAACACAGCCAUUCACACAGGACUGAUGACACGCUUGAAUUUCUGUGGCCCCAAUGUCAUUACACAUUUCUUCUGUGAGGUACCACCUCUCCUGCUUCUCUCCUGUAGCUCCACCUAUGUGAACAGUAUCAUGAUUGUCUUGGCUGAUGCUUUUUAUGGCAUAUUGAACUUCCUGAUGACCAUUGUGUCAUAUGGCUUCAUCAUUUCCAGCAUCCUGAAGAUGCGGACCUCAGAAGGGAAGCAGAAAGCCUUCUCUACCUGCUCUUCCCACCUCAUUGUGGUGUGCAUGUAUUACACUGCUGUCUUCUAUGCCUACAUAAGCCCCGUCUCUAGCUACAACCCAGAGAAGAGCAAGUUGGCUGGUGUGCUGUACACCAUGCUGAGCCCUACACUCAACCCUCUCAUCUAUACUUUGAGAAACAAGGAGGUCAAAGCCGCUCUCAGGAAACUUUUCCCUUUCCUCAAAAAUUAA
Molecule: messenger RNA, 984 nt
Organism: Peromyscus californicus insignis
Lineage: Eukaryota; Metazoa; Chordata; Mammalia; Rodentia; Cricetidae
Product: olfactory receptor 13A1
Biological process (GO): G protein-coupled receptor signaling pathway
Cellular component (GO): membrane
Molecular function (GO): G protein-coupled receptor activity; olfactory receptor activity
Source: RefSeq, a predicted model, not a curated record